GACAAAAUCGUAAUAGAACCCAAGACCCCACCUCAAGCAAUAACACCGAAAGCAAACCAUUCAAAAGUCGUCGCCAUUCCCUUUUUCUCUGAGUUUCAUAUAAUCGUCGACUUCAACGCCUUUGGGUCCCUCCGGGGACCGGCAAACAAAAAGGUCUUCAACGCUGUUCCCUGAACCAGUUGAAGACCUUUUUAUUCUAAAAUUUUCCAAUCAUUUAACCCAUGAUUUCAAUCUAAUUCUCAAAGCGUUGUGUGCGUAAAUAUAAUAUUCGAGUGAUAAUGGGUUGCCGCAGCAGCAAGGCAGCUGAUGCUAGCACAAUUUCGCGAUGGCGUUCCACUGGCAUCGUUGCUUUACGCGACUCUAAAUUGAAGACAUUUCCUGAUGAAGUUUUUGACCUGGAAAGAUCUGUACGUACCCUCGACUUAACACACAAUAAACUGGUUGAAAUUCCCAUGGAGAUCAACAAACUAAAUAACUUACAACGACUUAUUUUAGCUGAUAACGUUAUUGAGCGCCUUCCCAUGAAUCUGGGGUUGCUUCAGUCUUUGAAAGUGGCAACACUUGAUGGGAAUCGGAUCACAAACUUGCCUGAUGAAUUGGGACAGUUGGUGAAACUUGAGCGUCUGUCUAUCUCAGCAAACUUGUUGACAAGCUUGCCUGACACAAUCGGGAGCUUGCGGAGUUUGGUUUUGUUAAAUGUUUCAAACAACAAGUUAAAAUUUCUUCCGGAAUCAAUUGGAAGUUGCUUUUCUUUGGAAGAACUGCAAGCAAAUGAUAACUCUAUUGAAGAGCUUCCUGGUUCAAUUUGCAAUCUCAUUCAACUAAAAUCACUCUGUUUGAACAAUAAUAAUCUCAAUCAGAUGCCUCUAAAUUUAUUAAAAGAAUGCAAGGGCUUGCAGAGCAUAGCCCUACAUGGCAAUCCAAUUUCCAUGGACCAAUUUCAACAAAUGGAAGGAUUUCAAGAAUUUGAAACCAGGCGUAAAAAGAAGUUCGACAAACAAAUUGAUUCAAAUGUGAUAAUUAGUUCUAAAGGGCUUGACGAGGGUGUUGAUUUGUGAUACCAAUGUUGCCGUAUUUUUUACUGCUGGCCAACUUGUUUUGUUGCAGUUGGUGGAAAUGUGAGGCGUUGUAACUGUUUGACUUCGAUAAAUGGCUGUUACUGCUGACUGCUAAGAAUAUGCUCAGGCUAUUCAACAGUUCUUCGUGGAUUAUUAACGUUGACAAACAGGGCAAUGUAUCUACACUGAGUUAUGAGUUAUAGUAAUUGUAAAUGUUCUGUAUUUCAAGUUUUCCAAUCACUUGUUUCUUUUUGUAAAAUCUAUGUAUAUAUUUACUUAGAUUAAACUUGGUUAUAGGUGCAACAUUUUGGAACAAAAUAUAUCAGUUUUUAUAACA
Molecule: messenger RNA, 1395 nt
Organism: Nicotiana tabacum (common tobacco)
Lineage: Eukaryota; Viridiplantae; Streptophyta; Magnoliopsida; Solanales; Solanaceae
Product: plant intracellular Ras-group-related LRR protein 7-like
Cellular component (GO): cytoplasm
Molecular function (GO): protein binding
Source: RefSeq, a predicted model, not a curated record